AUGUCAGAUUUAGACAUAACUAUUAAUGUAGCACAUUUUUACCUGUUUUUUGAAGCUGAAAAACAUGCUGGGGUUUCCUGUGUUACAGCCUCAGUGGAUGACAUACAAUUUGAGGAGACAGCUAGAAUUGGACAAGUUAUAACCAUCAAAGCAAAAGUUACCAGAGCAUUCAGCACAAGCAUGGAGAUCAGCAUCAAGGUCAUAGUACAGGACAUGUUUACUGGUAUUGAGAAACUUGUUAGUGUGGCUUUCUCUACAUUUGUAGCCAAACCAGUUGGAGAAGAAAAGAUUCAUUUAAAACCAGUCACACUUCUAACUGAGCAAGAUCAUGUGGAACAUAAUCUGGCUUCUGAGAGAAGGAAAAUUCGAUUACAUCAUGAGGAUACCUUUAAAAACUUGAUGAAGGAAAAUAACAAGUUUGACGGUAUGCUUCAGCACCGAGGUCACCUGUACUCCUUGCAUAGUUUUGCAACAACAGAGAGACAGCCCAGGGCCCUCGUUAUUUUUCUCGCUUGGAGAGUGGUAGCGAUGGUGGUGGGCGCCCCAGCGGUGGCCGCAGUGGCCUCGGUGGGCAGAGGAGGCCUGGCUCGCUCGGGUUCUCCGCCCACUGCCCUGUGUGUUGCCCUCUGCAGUGUGGAAGUGGGAGUGCGCGUGGAAGCCUUUGACUGUCAGGAGUGGUCUAAGGGCCAAGGCCGUCACAUCAACAGUGCUUUUCUCGUUUAUAAUGCUGUCGAUGAUAAGGAAGACCUGGUCACAUUUCCCAGAAUCAAACCCAUGUCAAAGGACGAUUUUAGACGGUAUCAUGGAGCUAUUGCCCGCAAGAGAAUUCGCCUAGGCAGAAAAUACGUUAUUUCCCACAAAGAAGAGGUUCCACUUUGUGUACACUGGGACAUAAGCAACCAGGUAGCCCUGAGUAACGCCAAUGUGGAGGCUCUCAACAAUCUGGCAGCCAGAAGUGGCUGGGAGGUUACCAGUGCGGUGGAAAAGAUAAAAAUAUAUACCCUGGAAGAGCAUGACAUUUUAUCUGUUUGGGUUGAAAAGCAUGUGGAAAGACCAGCACACGUGACUUAUCAUCUCUUAUCUGACUUUACCAAGAGACCUUUGUGGGACCCCCAUUAUGUGUCCUGCGAAGUCAUAGACUGGGUGAGUGAAGCUGAUCAGAUAUAUUAUAUCACUUGUCCUGUAGUGAAUGGUGACAAACCCAAAGACUUGGUAGUACUUGUAUCACGAAGAAGGCCUCUCAAAGAUGGUGACACGUACACGGUGGCAAUGAAAUCGGUUAUUCUACCAUCAGUCCCACCUUCUGCACGGUACAUCAGAAGUGAAAUCAUCUGUGCUGGAUUUCUCAUCCGUGCUAUUGACAGCAGUUCCUGUACCGUGUCCUACUUCAACCAGAUUUCUGCUAGCAUCUCUCCUUACUUUGCUGGAAAUCUUGGUGGCUGGUCAAAAUCCAUCGAAGAGACAGCAGCCUCUUGUAUACAAUUCAUAGAGAAUGCUACUGAUGAUGGGUUGAUAAACAGAUUUUAAAUGGUAAACUUCCAAUUACCUGUAAUUUUAUUUCCCACCUUUAAUUCCAAGUACCCUUAGCCUUGACACUUGGCAAGGUUUUGGGCCACAAAAUAAUUUAAUAUUGGCCUAGGCAAAACACAGUUAGGAAGGGGUUAAAAAAUAAAAUUCAUCUCAGGUCAAAUACCAGUGAUUUGGAUCGUAUUAUUAAAAGAGCUUUAACACUGUUUUAGAUCAUCUGUGGCUCUCCUCCCUUUCAGGGGCACAGGCAGUGGAAAUGGCCCAUAUGCAAUUUUGUAUGGACUAUAAAAUGGUACAAAUAUGGUUUUAAAUGAUCAUAAGCAUUUUUAGGCUAGAGAGGUGAAACAUGUGUUCUGUUUAAAAUUUUAUAAAAUCAAAAAUGGUAAGUUGGCCAGUUGAUUAAUAGUGUGGGAUGGUUCCAUAUAUGGCAGAUAUCCGUAUGUCAGGAGCAUCUGACAAGAUGUAUUACAUGUUUUAG
Molecule: messenger RNA, 2005 nt
Organism: Leptonychotes weddellii (Weddell seal)
Lineage: Eukaryota; Metazoa; Chordata; Mammalia; Carnivora; Phocidae
Source: RefSeq, a predicted model, not a curated record